Messenger RNA from Orycteropus afer afer, 5214 nucleotides. RefSeq names its product DOT1 like histone lysine methyltransferase (gene DOT1L). The record is from RefSeq and is a predicted model, not a curated record. The coding region runs from base 1 to 5214 and encodes 1737 amino acids. Gene Ontology annotation, cellular component: nucleus. Gene Ontology annotation, biological process: DNA repair; regulation of transcription regulatory region DNA binding; DNA damage checkpoint signaling. The transcript is spliced from 27 exons. NCBI's taxonomy places the organism in Eukaryota, Metazoa, Chordata, Mammalia, Tubulidentata, Orycteropodidae. Gene Ontology annotation, molecular function: histone H3K79 methyltransferase activity.
AUGACCACCCAGGGAGUGCCACCCAACCUGCUGUGCACGCCGCGACCACCACCUUGGGGGGGCGCCAGCCCACCGGCUCUGAAACUGUUUCCGUUUGUUUUUCAGGACAAACAUCACGAUGCUGCUCAUGAAAUCAUCGAGACCAUCCGGUGGGUCUGUGAGGAAAUCCCAGACCUGAAGCUGGCCAUGGAGAACUACGUUCUGAUUGACUACGACACCAAAAGCUUCGAGAGUAUGCAGAGGCUCUGUGACAAGUACAACCGGGCCAUCGACAGCAUCCACCAGCUGUGGAAGGGGACCACACAGCCUAUGAAGCUGAACACACGGCCGUGCAAUGGGCUGCUGCGACACAUCCUGCAGCAGGUCUACAACCACUCGGUAACUGACCCUGAGAAACUCAACAACUACGAGCCCUUCUCACCUGAGGUGUACGGCGAGACCUCCUUUGACCUGGUGGCCCAGAUGAUCGACGAGAUCAAGAUGACUGAGGACGACCUCUUUGUCGACCUGGGCAGCGGAGUGGGCCAGGUUGUGCUCCAGGUAGCCGCAGCCACCAACUGCAAACAUCACUACGGUGUUGAGAAAGCUGACAUCCCAGCCAAGUACGCGGAGACGAUGGACCGAGAGUUCAGGAAGUGGAUGAAAUGGUAUGGAAAAAAGCAUGCCGAAUACACACUGGAAAGAGGCGAUUUCCUCUCUGAAGAGUGGCGUGAGCGGAUUGCGAACACGAGUGUCAUAUUUGUGAAUAACUUUGCCUUUGGUCCUGAGGUGGAUCACCAGCUGAAGGAACGAUUUGCAAACAUGAAGGAAGGCGGCAGAAUCGUGUCCUCAAAACCCUUUGCACCUCUGAACUUCAGAAUAAACAGUAGAAACUUGAGUGACAUUGGCACCAUCAUGCGAGUCGUAGAGCUGUCGCCCCUGAAGGGCUCCGUCUCGUGGACGGGGAAGCCGGUCUCCUACUACCUGCACACUAUCGACCGAACUAUACUUGAAAACUAUUUUUCUAGUCUGAAAAAUCCAAAACUCAGGGAGGAACAAGAGGCAGCUAGGCGCCGGCAGCAACGUGAGAACAAGAGCAACACGACCACUCCGACCAAGGCCCAGGAGAGCAAGGCAGCGGUCCCCGCGGACACCCCUAUGGACUCUGGUGCUGAGGAUGAGAAAGCCGGGGCCACCACUGUCAAAAAGCCAUCCCCCUCCAAAGCCCGGAAGAAGAAGCUGAAUAAGAAGGGACGGAAGAUGGCUGGCCGCAAGCGUGGGCGCCCCAAGAAGAUGAGCACUGCGAACUCGGAGCGCAGGCCCAAGAAGAGCCAGGGUGCAUUGGACCUCCUGCACGCGCAGACCACGCCUCAGACCGCCCCGUCCUCACCUCAGGAUGCGUACAAGUCACCUCACAGCCCGUUCUAUCAGCUACCUCCGGCCGUGCAGCGGCACGCGUCCAGCCCGCUGCUGGCAGCACCCACCCCGCCUGCUCUGCAGAAGCUGCUGGAGUCGUUCAAGAUCCAGUACCUGCAGUUCUUGGCGUACACAAAGACCCCGCAGUACAAGGCCAACCUACAGCAGCUACUGGACCAGGAGAAGGAGAAGAACGCCCAGCUGCUGGGCGCUGCACGGCAGCUCUUCAGCCACUGCCAGGCCCAGAAGGAGGAGAGCAGGCGGCUCUUCCAGCAGAAGCUGGAUGAGCUGGGUGUGAAGGCCCUGACCUACACCGACCUGGUCCAGGCGCAAAAGGAGAUCUCUGCACACAACCGGCAGCUGAGGGAGCAGACGGAGCAGCUGCAGAGGGACAACCGUGCCCUGCGGGGCCAGAGCUUGCAGCUGCUCAGGGCACGUUGUGAGGAGCUCAAGUUGGACUGGCCCACCCUGUCCCUGGAGAAGCUGCUGAAGGAGAAGCAGGCCCUGAAGAGCCAGAUCUCCGAGAAGCAGCGGCGGUGCCUGGAGCUGCAGAUCAGCAUCGUGGAGCUGGAAAAGAGCCAACGGCAGCAGGAGCUCCUGCAGCUCAAGUCCUACAUGCCUCCAGACGACGCGCUGGCUGUGCAUCUGCGUGGGAAGAGUGUGCCAAGCCGAGAGCCGGAGCCUGACCCUGGCCGCCUCCACCUGGAGCUUGACUGCACCAAGUUCUCGCUGCCCCCCUUCAGCAGCCUGAGCCCAGAGCUCUCCAUGAACGGCCAUGUGGCGGGCUACGAGCUGCACAGCGCGCUAAGCCAUCCCUCGUCCAAGCAGAACACACCGCAGUACUUGGCCUCGCCCCUGGACCACGAGGUGGUACCCUGCACACCCAGCCACGGUGGCCGGCCGCGGCCAGACCGGCUGGCUGGCCUGGCCCUUCCCGACUACACACGGCUUUCCCCAGCCAAGAUAGCACUGCGGCGCCACCUGAGCCAGGACCCUGGUGUCAAUGGGAGAGCAACCGCCAGUGAGCUGCAUCCUCGUGUGGAACAUGCCAAGGAGAAUGGCCUCAGCUGUCAGAGCCCUGGCAUCCCCAACAUUAUCAAGCUGAGCCCGCAGGACCCUCGACCUGCAUCCCCUGCGGCCCUGCCCGUGACAGCAGAGAAGGGUGGCGAGAAGGGCUUAAAGGAGCGCCCCUAUGGCAGUGGCGGCGAGACCAUCACCAGCCUGCCCGUCAGCAUCCCACUAAGCACCGUGCAGCCCAACAAACUCCCGGUCAGCAUCCCCCUGGCCAGCGUGGUGCUGCCUAGCCGUGCCGAGCGAGCGAGGAGCACGCCCAGCCCUGUGCCCCCGAGCCGCGAUUCUUCCUCCGCCCUGGACAAGCAGAUCGGUGCUAACCCCCACUGCGGAGCGAGCAGUGCUGCUGGAAGCAGAGGCCUGGCCCUGGCCCCCGCAGGCUUCUCCUACGCCGGCUCGGUGGCCAUCAGUGCAGCCCUGGCGGGCAGCCCUGCUCCACUGGGCCCUGGGGCUGAGCCAGCUGCCUUUGACGAGUCCCUGGGCUCGGGCAGCCUUUUCGCCUCCAUGGGCUCACGUAGCUCCACACCACAGCACCCUUCCCUGCUGGCCCAGGCCCGCAGCUCUGGUCCAGCCUCCCCUGCCCACCAGCUCUCAGCGAGCCCCCGGCUUGGGGCACCUUCCCAGGUCAUGCUGUCCGAUGCUGCUGCCAAGGUUGACCUGUCCUGCGACACAGGCUUCUCCGACCCUGAGAGCGAAGCCAAGCGUAGGAUUGUCUUCACCAUCACGGCCAGCGCAGGUGGUGCCCGGCCGUCCCCCUCCAGCAAGCACAGCCCCCUGGCCACCAGCACCCGUGGGGACAGCGGGCAGGGCCAUGGGCCAGACAGCCGGAAGCGAGGCCGCAGGAAGCGCUCAUCAACAGGCACCCCCAGCCUGAGCUCAGGCGUGUCCCCCAAGCGCCGGGCCCCGCCGUCUGUUGCCGGGCUCUUCACACAGUCCUCGGGGUCUCCCCUGAACCUCAACUCCAUGGUCAGCACCAUCAACCAGCCCCUGGAGAUCACGGCCAUCUCGUCCCCUGAGACGUCCCUGAAGAGUUCUCCUGCCCCUUACCAGGACCAUGACCAACCGCCUGUGCUCACGAAGGAGAAGCCACUGGGCCAGACCAAUGGGGCCCACUACUCCCCACUGACAUCGGACGAGGAGCAGGGCUCUGAGGAUGAGCCUGGCAGCGCCAGAAUUGAGAGAAAAAUCGCAACAAUCUCCUUAGAAAGCAAAUCUCCCCCCAAAACCUUAGAAAACGGUGGUGGCCUGGCCAACAGGAAGCCAGUGCCUGCCGGGGAGCAGGUGAACAGCAGUAAAUGGAAGUCCACCUUCUCGCCCAUCUCAGACAUCGGCCUGGCCAAGGCAGCUGACAGCCCACUGCAGGCCAGCUCUACGCUGAGCCAGAACUCCUUGUUUGCAUUCCGGCCUACGCUGGAGGAGCCAAGCUCCAACGAUGCCAAGGGGGCCCCACACCCCAGGAAGGGCUUCUCAGGCUCCCUGGCUGUGGCAGACGGGCCCAGCCCAAGCACCAGUGCCCCUAGCGGGUUUGCCCUAGGUGGGGCCUUGGCCGCUGACCUCAGUUUACCUAGCUUCAGCGAUGGUGCUUCUCUUGCCCACAAGGCCCCUGAAGCGGCCGGGCUUAGCUUCCCCUCCCAGCGGGGCAAGGAGACUGGCACUCCAGAGGCCAACCCCUUCCUGAGCAAGCGGCCACUGGAUGGGCUGAGUGGCCUGAAGGGCGAGGCCAGCAAGGCCCGGGAGGCCGGUGAGCUGGGCUCAGCCCUGGGCGGAGCCUCUGAGAAGGCCGCGCUGCCGCCCGGUGGGAAGGCCCCCCGAGGCCGGGACCGGGAGCUCGACUUCACCCACGGCCACAACCUCUUCAUCUCGGCUGCCACGGUGCCUCCUGGAGGCCUCCUUAGCGGCCCAGGCCUGGCCUCAGCGGCAUCCUCCACGGGCACUCACGGCCCUUCCACCCAGACGCACCGCCCCUUCCUGGGCACCUUUGCCCCUGGCACGCAGUUUGCCCUGGGCCCCAUGUCCCUGCAGGCCAACCUGGGCUCAGUGGCGGGCUCCUCCGUGCUGCAGAGUCUGUUCAGUGCUGUGCCGGCCGCUGCAGGCCUGGUGCACGUGUCAUCUGCAGCCACCCGGCUCACCAACUCACAUGCCAUGGGCACUUUCUCUUCUGGAGUCGCGGGCGGAACUGUCGGAGGUGUCUUUAACCACGCGGUGCCUUCUGCCUCUUCUCAUCCGCUCGGAGCCAGUUUCAGCAGCGGGGCUGUCUGUGGCAGCGCCACGCUGAGCUUAGCCAGCACCUCCGCCGCUUCCUUUCAGGCCCCGCCCUCUGUCGAGACCCGGCCACCCCCGCUGCCUCCUGCUCAGCACCUGGGCCGGCCGCCCCUUCCUCCCCCUCCCCCGCCCCCUCCGCCUAACACCGCCUUGCCUCCUCCCCCGCCGCUGCUGGCGCCUAACUCAGAGCCUGUGCUUCUGCAGAGCCUCGCGUCCCUCCCUGCUAACCACGCUUUCUUGCCCCCCGUCUCUGCCGCUGCCCUGCCGCCCGCUAACGCCUCUUUGUCUGUCAAGCUCGCUGCCCUGCCGCACAAAGCCUCCCGCCCCUCCUUCACGGUCCACCACCAGCCUCUGCCCCGGCUGGCCCUGGCGCAGGCCGCGCCCCUCCUCCCGCAGGCCAGCCCCGCCGCGCCCUCUGCGGUCUGGGUUUCCCUUGGCAUGCCGCCUCCUUAUGCCGCGCACCUUUCGGGGGUUAAGCCGCGAUAA